AUGCUGCCCGGCAGCAUGUUGGAAGGAAUCCACUGCUGGGAAAACCCUGAAGGUUUGCCGGAGCCGCGAACAGGGCCGCAGCUGCUGUGGCGGUUCCAGUCUGGAACUGAUCUCAUGCACCUCUGCCAUCUGAAGAGGAAGAACCACCUGAGAAAUUUGAUUUGGGCCAGGUUUGUUGCAUAUGGACUUGCCUUGGUGGCGCAACCGCUGGCACAGUCCAGCGAGGGAUGGGCGUAUGGCUCUGCCCGGCCUGCCCGGCCAGCGCGGCCUGCGCGGCCAGGAACUGCGCCAGCCAUGACUCCUUUGCCGAUUCACCCGGUGCGGUCUAGAGGGAACAAAGCAGUCACCAUCCGCACCGUGGGAUCGCCUGCUGGAGCCCUAAUAGGCCCGCGCUUCUGCCACCGAACCCUCCUACUCGUGGGGUUCAUCCUCGUCGACACUGGACAGGCCCUGGUGAUGGACUGGGCGGAGAAGCGAUCAUGGAAGGAGGACCGCAACGGCGCACAGUACGUGCGCCAGACCGCAUUGGUUGUGGAGUCUGGAUUCUCCGUCUUCACAGGUCUGACAUUUGCAUUAAUUCUCGGUGGGGUGCCUGAGCUCUACUCUUCCUUCUGGCCGCUUUUCUUGCGGUUUUUCCCCAUUGCCGUCUUCUUCGCUGUGGGCUUGUCGCUUAAGAUGAUGGCGGUGAACCAUUUUCAGGCUGGGACAAUCAAGAUUGUUGGUCAGCUGCGGCUUGCAUUUGUCGCUUUGGCCUCAACCUUCAUUCUUGCUCGAACGUACAGUUCCAAGCAAUGGACCGCCAUCGCUUUCGUAACGGUUUUCUGCGUGCUGUUUGUCCAGCAGAAGGGCCAGGGAAGGAGUCAGCGCGGCAAAGCUUGGAAAUGGACCGGGCUGUCGCAGCUCUUUGGAUGGGUUUGCAUGAAUGUCAUCGGCGGCAUUUUGGCAGAAAAGACGUACAAAAGCAGCGCUGGCCCUUACUACGUCCAAAAAGUGGCUCAGGAUCUUGGGCACCUGCUGACGUCAACUGUCAUGCUUGUGGCCGUUGUACCACGCUUCGAUCCUGGCGAGGAGUUCCAUUUCUGCUGCGUGCACGCAGUCACUGUCAGGCUGAAGGCUGUGUGA
Messenger RNA from Symbiodinium necroappetens, 1122 nucleotides. NCBI's taxonomy places the organism in Eukaryota, Dinophyceae, Suessiales, Symbiodiniaceae. The record is from the annotation of a GenBank genome assembly.